Molecule: messenger RNA, 626 nt
Organism: Monomorium pharaonis (pharaoh ant)
Lineage: Eukaryota; Metazoa; Arthropoda; Insecta; Hymenoptera; Formicidae
Gene: B9d2
Product: B9 domain-containing protein 2
Exons: 3
Coding region: 80-607 (175 amino acids)
Biological process (GO): cilium assembly
Cellular component (GO): MKS complex
Source: RefSeq, a predicted model, not a curated record
UCAAGAUCGUUGUGGAUGUAUAUCCUGAAAAAAAAUACAUUUUUAUAUAUUUUAUAAACAUAAUAUAUGAUUUUGUGGAAUGGCCGAAUUGCAUGUAAUUGGACAAGUUUCAUCCGCAAAAAAUUUUAAACAAUCACACCUAUUCUGCAAAUGGUAUUUUUAUGUUGGUAAUGGUUGGAAAAUUAUAUCAGGGCGUGAAGUAGGACAAACACAGGAGAGUUGCGAUUUUUAUACCAAUAAUCCAGUUUGGGAUCAUCCUAUAGAUUUACAUUAUACUACUCAAACUUUACAAAAUUCCCCAAAAUUAUUAUUGCAAGUGUUUUGUAGAGAUAGUUAUGGAAGAAUAAUAUUUCUUUCAUACGGUGUAUAUAAUGUUCCAUUGUCACCUGGUUCUUACAUUUUAGAUUGUCAUACAUGGAAACCUAUUGGUACUUGGAAGGAUAGAUUGUAUGAUAAAUUUUUAGGAAAAAGCUUACAAUUAAAAUCACCUAGUGUUUUAAUCAAUACAUUAGAUAGAUUUGAAAUACUAACACAAAGUAUGGGAACAGUAAUUGUUCACUUACACAUUAUGGCAAAAAACUUUGAUAAAUUUGGAUGUCAGUUGUAAACAGAUAAAUAGAAACAAU